UAUAAAGUAAAUUAUAUUUCCGUUGUGAAUGAACUAAAUUGAAUGGCAGCAACAAACUGGGACAUAUUUUAAAUUGCAACACCCUUAAAAUUAUAUCGUUCAAAUGUUAGCGAUAUGUGCCGUGACAUGAACCACGCGAUGACGCAAUUACUUCUUUGAACCGAUUCUUUGAAACGAUGUGUUCAAAAGAACCGAUUCCCGGGAAUUAAUCAGACUUUUCCUCACUUCGUUGCAAUCUUUCUCUGUUCGCCAGAUCUAGAGCAACUGAAGCCAACCGUGUGUGACCUGAUAUGGUGGCCCAGUUAAUGAUGAACUGCCAAGCUAAAAAAUACAUGGCAUUAGAUUAUGUGUAAAUGUUUUGUUCCUGUUUAUCAGUUGCUAAAGGAAAAGAUCAAUGGAGUUGAGGGAACAAAACUGGAUGAGGAAUUCCUCAACAUGGAGCGGAAAACUGAUAUUACCCACAAACUGAUUCUCGACCUUGUUCCAAAAACUAUAGGAUAUCUUCAGCCAAACCCAGCAUACAGAGCAAAGCUCAGCAUGCUCAGUACAGUGUCCAAAAUCCGUGGGCAGGUGAGGUCUGUGGGAUAUCCUCAGGCAGAGGGCAUUCUGGGCGACUGCAUGCUGCGCUAUGGCAAUGAGCUUGGAGCUCAGUCUGGUUUUGGUUUUGCUCUGCUUGAAAUGGGAGAGGCGCUGAAGCAAGUAGCCCAGGCAAAAGACUGCAUGGAUGUCCGAGUGAAACGAACCUUCAUUGAUCCUCUGCAGUCCCUGCAGCACAAAGAGCUGAAGGAAAUUGCGUAUCAUCUGAGAAAACUUGAAGGUCGCCGUCUAGAUUUUGAUUACAAGAAAAGGCGUAAAGGCAAGAUUGCAGACUCUGAAAUUAAGAAAGCAUUCGAAAAGUUUGAAGAAUCAAAAGACCUGGCUGAGAGAAGCAUGUUUAAUCUCCUAGAGAGAGAUGUACAACGGAUGCAACACCUCUCAGGUCUUUUAGAGGCAGUAAUGGACUACCACCGCCAGUCACACCAGAUUCUAGAAAAUCUCAGGAGUAGUUUGCAGAGCAGGAUAACAGACGCAAGCAAUCAACCCAAAAGGAAAUUUGCAUCUAAAUCAGUUGCCAGCACAGUGUGCUACACGGAUAUUUAUGGAUUUUCCACAUGCUCAUCCGGUCAGUCAUCAGAUACUGAGGUUACUGAAGCUUUGAGUGAAAAAUAUGCACCAGUUGUUGUUCACCCUCCUAACAAAGUCACCAUUAAAGCUCAAAUGUCAGACAAGCCAACCAGCAACAAUGAUAACGGCCCCCCUUUGGACCAGCCUUGUUGUCAGGCACUUUACAGUUUCCAGCCAGAAAACAAGGGCGAGCUGGGCUUUAAGGAGGGCGACAUCAUCAUUUUGACCAGCCAGAUCGAUGAGAACUGGUGUGAGGGAAUGAUCAGAGGGGAGGCUGGCUUAUUUCCCAUGAACUUCGUCAAAGUCCUUGUACCUCUGCCACAGUGACGGCGGGAAGGCCCUGCAGCUGGACAACAUGAACUGUGCCAGUUUUUGAAGAUUCAGAAACUUUGAUAAUUUGAUAUAAGUUAAUAUGUGAAGCACUUCUGAGCCCUUGCUGUAUAUUUAUCUAUAUAAUCACUAUGCAAAAUCAUGUAGCCUGCCUUGUAUUCCUUAUCUGAUUAUUUUUUAUGAAUCUUAUAAUGUUAAAUAAAUAUGCUGCUAUAUUAAA
Messenger RNA from Cyprinus carpio (common carp), 1714 nucleotides. RefSeq names its product endophilin-A3-like. The transcript is spliced from 11 exons. Gene Ontology annotation, cellular component: cytoplasm; presynapse; glutamatergic synapse. Gene Ontology annotation, molecular function: protein binding. Lineage: Eukaryota; Metazoa; Chordata; Actinopteri; Cypriniformes; Cyprinidae. Gene Ontology annotation, biological process: synaptic vesicle uncoating. The record is from RefSeq and is a predicted model, not a curated record. The coding region runs from base 346 to 1491 and encodes 381 amino acids.